Messenger RNA from Mauremys reevesii (Reeves's turtle), 1551 nucleotides. RefSeq lists its product as uncharacterized. The record is from RefSeq and is a predicted model, not a curated record. NCBI's taxonomy places the organism in Eukaryota, Metazoa, Chordata, Testudines, Geoemydidae. The coding region runs from base 1 to 1551 and encodes 516 amino acids. The transcript has 7 exons.
AUGCUUAAUACAGAGAUUUAUCUACGGGGCAGGCAGAGCAGCAGCCCCCCGCCCGAUGCCCCUGCCGACGGGGGGCCGACGGGAGCCCCGGGGGAGACGCCUGGCUUGGCCGAGGUCUCGGCCUGGGUGCGGGACGUGCUGGGCCGGUUCCCGCUGGGGCUGAAGGUGGGGAAGCUGAAGGAGGCGCUGCGGGGCGAGCGCGGGCUGGACCUGGACGAGCUGAGCCGUCAGCGGGGCUGCGGGGACGCCCUGCGCCUGCUCCGGGCUCUGCCCCACGUCUGGCUGCGGGACCCGGAGAAGGGCGACGCCUGCCUGGCCCGGCUGGACGCGGAUGCUGCUGUCAAUGCCCCUGCCCCCUCCCACUCCCAGCCUGCUGAGGCGGGGGGGCCGCGCGCCGUGGGCCCAGCGAGGCGGACGCAGGCCCAGCGUCGGGGGGCAAAGCCCGGCGCCAUGGAGACGUUGAUCCGGGGCGUCCUGGCCCCCUACCCCUCUGGCAUCCGGGUGAAGAACCUGCAGAAGCUGCUGGCGGGGAAGCAUGGAGCCGACCUGGAGGCUUUCAGCCAGGCCAGUGGCUACGGGGGCGUGGUCCCCUUCCUGUGGGACGUCCCGGGACUCACGCUCCGGGGCGCAGAGAAGGGCAACAACUGCAUCGUCCAGCUCCAGAGAGGGUCCCCGCAUCCCCACGCAGCUUCCUGUCCUGGGGAAGCAGCUGCCGGCAUCCCCCCGAAGCCAGGGGCGGCCGACAGCUGGGACGCCGGGGACCAGGACCCAGAGCCUGCCGCUGCGCUGGAGAGAGGUGCGACUGAGGUCCUGACGCUGCUCAGGUGCCUGCUCCGCCAGUACAAGUCUGGCCUGCGGCUGCAGAAGGUGGAGGAGUUGAUGCUGGAGAGACAUGGGCUGGAUCUGAAGCGGUUUGUGAGCUCCCGGGGCAAGGAGGACGUGCUCGGAUACCUGCAGAGGCACCUGCCCGCGCUGAAGUACAGGCAGACGGAGAAGGGAGACAAGUGUAUCGUCUGGCUGGGGACAGGGCAGAAGAAAGGCUUUGGAUCUUUGCCCCCUGGCAGUGCCCGCCCCUUGCCCGGCUCCAAGAGGUGCCUCCUCCCAACGAAUGCUGCAGAGCGCCCGCCCCCGCCCGCCACCGACUGCCUCAACCGCCGGCUGCCCAGUGCCACCACCAACCAGCCUCUGCUUCCCAGCCUGCCCUCGGGCCGGGAGCCCUUCCGUGCCCCCGCCGUCCUGGGCAAGCUGGGAAAGUCCCCAGGGGCCAACCCCCGCCUCCCAGCCUGGUUACUGAGCCCACCCCGGCCCACCGGCGCCUGCUCAGGCCUGCGAACAGAGGAGGGGACCCAGGAGUCCGGGGCCAGGCCUGCCAGCGCCCCCUUGGUUCUGCGAGCAGAGGAAAGGACCCAGGAGUCCGGGGCCAGGCCUGCCAGCGCCCCCUUGGUUCUGCGAGCAGAGGAAAGGACCCAGAAGUCCGGGCCAGGCCUGCCAGCGCCCCUUGGUUCUGCGAACAGAGGAGGGGACCCAGGAGUCCGGGGCCCAGCCCCCUGA